AUGUUCCUUAGCUGCCAAAGCAGUUCCUUCGUCUUCGUGGAUGACAUCUCGCUGACGGCCUCAGAAAAUGCACCCCCGGUCCCGACAUCAGCGCCCUCGUCCGCCUGCCGCGAUGGGUUCCCCACUAUUGGACAGUCCCCGUCGCCAGCUCAACCGACCCCAUGCCGGAGCGGAUGCACCGGCGCAGUCCCACCGGUCAAUGGCCAGCUCGCAAUUCCACAGGGUUCAGUGGGCGGUUUUGGACCCACCCCGCCCACGACCGUACUCACGGGGGUGCCAGAUUACGCCACGUGCUGCACACUGUGCGUCCAGGCGGGCUUGGCCAAGUGCGAGCUCUUCAACUACAUAAGCGCCUUUCGCUACUGCCUCUUCCUGAACGACGCGAGCUGCAGCUCCGUGACAACGGCCGUCGUGUUCUCGAACACCAAUGAUACGUACGCGCUGAGCCCCCUGAGCUGCCCGGACAGCGUCACUCCGGCCCCGACCACACCCGCGCCGACCACCCCCGCCCCGACCACCCCCUCCCCGACCACCCCCUCCCCGACCACUCCAGCCCCGACCACUACCCUCCCGACCACUCCCUCCCCGACCACCCCGGCCCCGACCACCCCCGUCCCGACCACCCCCGCUCCUACGACCCUGAGCCCAACUUCGGCUCCUGCUUUUACAACUGUGGCGACCCUUCUGCAAGGCGGAACCUGCGACUACCUGUCCUACUUUCAGAACCAGUGCUUUGACCCGUCGGGUGCACUUUACGUCUGCUGCGAUCCGGAGUCCUGUGGCCCGACCGUAAACAAUCUCCCUACCUGUGCGAGCGGCAAGUACCAGCCAGUUCUGACAGCGGUCCCCACUCCGACCGGAACCGUGCCGACCGGAACCGUGCCGACCGGAACAACUAGUCCCACCGGAACGACCCCGAUUCCUACCGUCAGCAGCGCCCCAAUCAUAGACGCGUGCGACGCUUAUGGCAGCGACCCCAACCAGUGCUUCAACGCCGCGGGGGACGCCUUCGUCUGCUGCAGCAAUCCGUGUCUCUCGCCCCCGCCUUCGAUCGCGUCGUGCGGUCCCACGACCCCACCAACCGCUACCCCCGGGCCAGCCGGCAGUCCCGCCCCGACUGCCUCUGCGCGCGCACCGCGCGCGUGUGACCCGUACUCGGGGCUUCCCAACCAGUGCUUCAACGCCGCGGGCGACCAGUUCGUUUGCUGCCGCACGGCGUGCGUCGCCGCCCCGGGCGCUACUGCAGCAUGUGCCUAA
This is a messenger RNA of Klebsormidium nitens, 1257 nucleotides long. Lineage: Eukaryota; Viridiplantae; Streptophyta; Klebsormidiophyceae; Klebsormidiales; Klebsormidiaceae. The record is from the annotation of a GenBank genome assembly.